Verticillium nonalfalfae is the source of this 1575-nucleotide messenger RNA. RefSeq lists its product as uncharacterized. Gene Ontology annotation, cellular component: mitochondrion; cytoplasm. The transcript has 2 exons. Gene Ontology annotation, molecular function: acetyltransferase activity; lipoic acid binding. Bases 1 to 1575 code for a protein of 524 amino acids. Lineage: Eukaryota; Fungi; Ascomycota; Sordariomycetes; Glomerellales; Plectosphaerellaceae. The record is from RefSeq and is a predicted model, not a curated record.
AUGUUCCUGUCCAAGUCUAUGAGGACGCGGUGGAGCGCCUCCAAAAGCGUCGCCCGUCUGGCUGUGGCAAGCAGAGCCGGCCUCUACCCCUCCUCCUCCAACACAUCGUCUUCGCCGUCGACGAGGCCCUUCCACAGCUCUCGACCGCUGCGCGUUGUCAAGCCUGUGCUGCUGGCCGACAUUGGCGAGGGUAUCGUCGAGUGCGAGGUCAUCCAGUGGUUCGUCGAGCCCGGCGCGCGCGUCGAGGAAUUCUCCCCUCUGUGCGAGGUCCAGAGCGACAAGGCCUCGGUCGAGAUCACGAGCCGUUUCUCCGGCGUCGUCAAGAAGCUGUACUAUGAGGCUGGCGACAUGGCCAAGGUCGGCAAGGCCUUUGUCGACAUUGACAUCCAGGGCGGCGCCAAACAGGAAGACCUCGACACGCUGAUCGCUCCCGAGGCCGUCGAAGAGAGGCCGACGCCGAGCGAGCCUCAGCCAGACUCAGCAUCUGCGCCCGCGCCGGCAGCAGCAGCAGCAGCAGCAGCAGCAGUAGCAGCAGCAGCAACAGCAACACAAGCACAUACGGCGGCACCAGAGGCUCCGCCAUCCACGUCACCAGCCUCAGAAACCCCAAAGCCAAAGGGCAAGUGCGCCGCGCUCGCGACGCCCGCCGUCCGACACUUGUCCAAGGAGCUCAAGAUCGACAUAGCCGAGAUUGACGGCACUGGCCGCGACGGCAGGGUGCUCAAGGAAGACAUUUACAAGUUUGUCAAGACGCGUGAAGCCACGCCAGCAGCAGCACCUCCAUCACCAUCACCAUCACCACCAGCAACGCCCAGCAGCGCCCCCUCGGCGCCCCUCGUCGAGACCCGCGUCCCGCUGACGAACACGCAACACCAAAUGUUCAAGUCGAUGACGCGGUCCCUCGCGAUCCCGCACUUCCUCUACGCCGACGAGGUCGACUUUACGUCGCUCGUCGAGCUCCGCACCCGGCUCAACCGCGUCCUCUCGACGCAGCCGCAGCACCAGGACCCGCACGUGGCCAAGCUCUCCUACCUGCCCUUCAUCAUCAAGGCCGUCUCGCUGACGCUGCACCAAUACCCCGUGCUCAACGCGCGCGUCGACCACGCGGCCGACGCGGCGCAGAAGCCCGCCCUCGUCCUGCGGCCGCAGCACAACAUCGGCAUCGCCAUGGACACGCCCUCGGGCCUCCUCGUGCCCGUCAUCAAGGACGUCGCCAACCGCACGCUCCUCUCCAUCGCCGCCGAGCUCGCCCGCCUCCAGGGCCUCGCCCUCGCCGGCCGCCUGCCCCCCGCCGACAUGACGGGCGGCACCAUCACCGUCUCCAACAUUGGCAACAUUGGCGGCACCUACCUCUCGCCCGUCAUUGUCGAGCGCGAGGUCGCCAUCCUCGGCAUCGGCCGCAUGCGGCCCGUCCCCGCCUUUGACGACGCCGGCCAGAUUGUCAAGAAGCACGUCUCCAACUUUAGCUGGUGCGCUGACCAUCGCGUCGUGGACGGCGCCACCAUGGCCCGCGCUGCCGAGGUCGUGCGCCGCCUGGUCGAGGAGCCCGACGUCAUGGUCAUGCACCUGAGGUAG